Scophthalmus maximus (turbot) is the source of this 1543-nucleotide messenger RNA. Its product is annotated as transcription elongation factor 1 homolog. Gene Ontology annotation, molecular function: RNA polymerase II complex binding. Lineage: Eukaryota; Metazoa; Chordata; Actinopteri; Pleuronectiformes; Scophthalmidae. Bases 158 to 409 code for a protein of 83 amino acids. Gene Ontology annotation, cellular component: transcription elongation factor complex. Gene Ontology annotation, biological process: transcription elongation by RNA polymerase II. The transcript has 4 exons. The record is from RefSeq and is a predicted model, not a curated record.
UAACUGACGCGUCGGACGGCCAAUGGCAGCCCUUUCGCUCUCCUCCAAUCAUUUAACGCGAACAGCUGCCGGCGCCGGAUCUUGCGGAAACCGUCUCUCUCAUUAGCGCAACGUGUGUGUUUUCUACGACCGAAGGCUCGUCAGUGUCGUUUGCAUAAUGGGUCGCCGCAAGUCCAAGAGGAAGCCGCCUCCUAAGAAGAAGAUGACGGGGGACCUGGACAGUCAGUUCACCUGUCCGUUCUGCAACCACGAGAAGUCGUGUGAUGUUAAAAUGGAGAGAAGCAGAAACACUGGGAUAAUCUCAUGCACGGUGUGUUUGGAGGAGUUCCAGACCCCCAUCACCUAUCUGUCAGAGCCAGUUGAUGUAUAUAGUGAUUGGAUAGAUGCCUGUGAAGCAGCCAAUCAGUAGCCCUCGUGGAGUUGGACACCUCUCAGGAACAGGAUGAGGAUGUGACUGGUGGGUCUGGGCCAGUCCGAGGAUAUUUCUGAAAACUAAUUGUUUCUGUAUGGUCACCACUUGAAAUUCACAACUGUGUGAACAUUAUUCCCUUUUACGUUUAUUUUGAUAUUGUUCCUUUAGAAUUUCUUGCUUUCUGGAGUAAGGUUUCAGCCCCACUUGUUUUCCUUAUCACAUUUUUUGUUUUUUGCAGUGUACAACAAUUCAUCCUCACACAUUGAACAGGGCUGACUGAUUUUAAAAAAAAAAUUCUUUUGUCAAAGACCCUUUUGAUGCAGUGUAGAAGACGCUUGAUGUUGACUGAAAAUGUGACCCUCUCUUUAUUUAGAUUUUAGCUGGUAGCUUUUGUUUGCUGUGCAAAUGUAAUUUUAUGCAGGAGACCUUUUAGUGUGAGAGUAAGAUGAGAACAUUAGCUUGAGUUCCAGACACUGUCUGCUACUAUCAAGAGGACGUAGUUAAGAGAGGGAAUGUCCAGGUAUGCUACACUGCCAAGUUUAACAAAGUCUAGGUGGGAGUGUGAACCUCUUGGUGUUAAUCUGAAUACAGAUUAGGCCAACAACAACACUGGGAUGAGUUCAAAAUUAAUGUUUUGUUUUUAGUAUCUCACUUAAAUGCAGCUGUUGAUCAAGUACUAAGUAGUUUGCGGAACUGUACGAUCCUUGUUGAUUACGCUCAGGUAGCACUGAGGUCACAGGUUCUGUUCACAGACAUAACAGAUCUCGUCCUUGUGAAGAAGACGGCUGUGUCACAGCGUUGGCUCAUUCCACUGCAGAGAGGAACAGAAACGUGUACGACUUAUGCAUAGCUGCUAAAUUCAUUCAUUCAUUCAGUGUAGCGAAGCUGUUUUAAAUUGUUCUUAUUCAAUUUAGAUUUCCAGGUGAAUGUAUUGUUUCAUCCUAAAUGUACAAAGAAAGACAUUUUUAAACUCUACAAGAUAUCUUUGUUAUUGUGCGUAAUCUAAUCCCAAAAUCAAGCUAUGUUUUAUUUCCUAUGCAAAGGCCAAAAAGGAGAAAGAUGUAUUUUUUAAAUGUAAUGAAUUUGAUAAGUGUGAUAUUGGAAAUAAAGUAGCAGUAAGACUUGAAACCA